CAGUCCAGGCAGCUUCUCUUUUCAUGUUAUAUUCGUUUAAAGCUGCGUUGUAUAAAACGGGAUAUUGCGACACCGCUAGAAUCAGUGCUUCCUCCAUCUUGGAUUCUCUGAAGAGCUCACGCCGUGACGUGUCGAUCUUCUAUUGGUCUUGACGUGAUACGAAUUCGCAGGUCAGAGUUCACCAGACUUGAACUUUCAAGCGCGACGAAAUGUGAAACUUCUUCGCAUGAGCUUGCGUUUCCGUUCUCCAGCAUUCGCAUGCAUGUGAAUGGAAGUCAGCGGAACUGAAAAGUGUAGUGUGAGCGCGGCUUGAGUGUGAGUGAGAGUUUGCUUACCGCGGCUUUAAUGUAAACGCGGAUCCGUGCAGCUGAGUGUCGCUCGUGAGCCUCCGCCGCUCAGCGCGCGCUUAAAGGAGACGCAACAAAGCCAAGAUGAGGUCCGAGCCGCCCGGUUCUCGCCUACAGCCCGGUUUACUAUCGCUUUAAGAGCAGACUAACACCGUCUCUGCGUCUUUAAAAGAUGCUUUUUGCAGAGUUCUAACUAAGUUUGUCAGUUAAUCAGAAAUACAGAACAGAAAGACGGAGAGAAACCGGGGCUCGAGGAGGACUCGGUGAAACAUGUUUGUGUGGAGGAUCAGGGCCUUUAACGAGCAAAGUGUUUCAGAAUUUUAUACCGUAUUCAUGAGUUCAUGUCCGAUUGGAUUAAUUAAAAACAAUUAAACCGAGGAUUGUUGUUUGUUUCGGGGGAUGAUGGAAGUGCAGCGUGUGGAUAAAAAAGAGAAGCGGGAGGAAGAAGACGAGGCCGCGCUCACAUCCCCGGACUCGAGUGUGACCCGCACGCCGCGCAGGGCGCUCCGAGGCCGGGCGGCGACUCGAGCGAACUCCGCCGCUCCGCCUGCUUCAUCCCCGGACACGAACGGAACCCCGAGUGCGGCGGGAUCCGGCCGGGUGCUGCGUGACCGCUCCACGAGAUCCGUCCCUGUGUGGAGGAGGAGAGACCUCGGAGUGGAGCAGGACGACGACGAUGAUGAUGAUGAUGAUGAAGAGGAGGAGGAGGAAGCAGAAGCGGAAGCUCGCCGCCGGAGGAAGACAGCGUGUCCGCGGCGCAGGAGGAACGCAGAGGCGGCCAGAGACAGCAAAGCUCCGUGUGGAGAAAGUAAGGACACUGCAGGCACUCGAGCUGGAAGCAGGCGAGCACAGAGCCGCAGCAGAACGCCGGCGUCUCGGGGACUUCGGGGUUCAGCACGGGUUGUGUGUAAGAGCGAACCGGAGACGGAGACCGCCUGCGCGGAAGAAAAUAAAACAGCUGAGAAGAAGACAAGCACUGAGAAGAAGAGUGAAGUAAAGGAGGAUGAGGUGCUGCUGGGUGAGGAAGAUCCUCCCUUCACCGACAACCCGAAAGACAGAACGUACGAGCCUCGGGCCCAGAGUGAGGAUGACGAGGGUGUCAGCAGUGACGAAGACGUGCCCUUUAAGGACGACCUGAAUGACCAGAGCUACGACCCCAAAUCUGGGAGGGAAGGUCAGAAGCCGAGACGCAGAGCUCCUCCACGGCUGAGAGAGAAGAAGGAGAAAGCAGCUGGAGGAGAGAAAGACAAGGAGAAAGAGACGGAGGUGAAGACGGAAGGAGUGGAGAUGGCGGACGUGAAGCAGGAGGUUGGAGAGGGAGCAGAGCCGCCCAGGAAGAGAGGGCGACGAAGAAAAGACGACAAAAGCCCCCGACUUCCCAAGAGAAGGAAGAAGCCGCCGGUGCAGUACGUGCGCUGUGAGAUGGAGGGAUGUGGAACGGUUCUCGCUCAUCCACGCUACCUGCAGCAUCACAUUAAAUAUCAGCACUUAAUGAAGAAGAAGUAUGUGUGUCCUCACCCGUCCUGCGGCCGUCUCUUCCGCCUUCAGAAACAGUUACUGCGUCACGCCAAACACCACACAGAUCAGAGGGACUACAUCUGUGAGUUCUGCGCACGUGCGUUUAAGAGCUCUCACAACCUCGCUGUGCACCGCAUGAUACACACUGGAGAGAAACCACUGCAGUGCGAGAUCUGCGGCUUCACCUGUCGUCAGAAAGCGUCUCUGAACUGGCACAUGAAGAAGCACGACGCAGACGCCUCCUACCAGUUCUCCUGCGCCAUCUGCGGCAAGAAGUUCGAGAAGAAGGACAGCGUAGUGGCUCACAAGGCCAAGAGCCACCCGGAGGUCCUGAUCGCCGAGGCUCUCGCCGCAAACGCCGGCGCUCUGGUCACCACGGCGACGCCGACCACCACUCACGUGACCCCGGUGGGCGUCGGCCCCGUCAUGCUGCUGGAACAGGAGCAGUCGCUGCACACCAUGCAGGUGCCCGUCACUCUCGCGCUGCCCUCUACAGACGAGGCUAAGAGUGAAGCGGAAGUGGGCGGAGCCUCGGCGUCACACCCGACUUCUUCCAAUCAGACGCUGCAUUUUGUCUCCGCCCCCGUGUCCCAGCAACAGCUGUCCGUUCAGGCUUCUCCACAGAUCGUUCACAUGACCUUCACCACUCUUUCGCACCCGUCUCAGCAGCUCCCCCUGCUGUCCGUCACGCAUCAGCUGCCCCCGAGCACUAGCUCCGCCCCUUCCGUCUCACUCCUCCCACAGAUCACUUCUGUGGCUUUCACCGCUGAUCCUGCACCUCCUCCGUCAUCCUCCGCCUCCUCUCCUCCUCCACCUCCUCCUCCUCAGGCUGAGAGGAAAGAGGGCGGGGCACUCUGGGAGGGCGGGACUGGGAAUGUGGGUGGGGUUUGGGAAGCGGCCGGGGCCGGCGAGGCGCAGGUUGUGACGGACAGCUCAGACGGGACGAUCCAACACAGACUGAUGUAGGGAAGGAAGAAUUUCACCUCGGAAUGAAUUUGCAGAGGAAAGACAAGGACACUAGGCACCUCGUGUCGGAAUUACACAACAGAGAUUACGUUUAUCUUCUCAGACAUGCAAAUUAGCCGUUUCUAUAGCAACACACACAACGGACAAGUGGAUACACUGAACGUACAAUAGCUAGCAGUUAGCAAAGGCGUGUUUUAGCAUCUUUGAUGGGUUCUUUUUUUUUUUUUUUUUUUUUUUUUU
Molecule: messenger RNA, 3071 nt
Organism: Pangasianodon hypophthalmus (striped catfish)
Lineage: Eukaryota; Metazoa; Chordata; Actinopteri; Siluriformes; Pangasiidae
Gene: zfp91
Product: ZFP91 zinc finger protein, atypical E3 ubiquitin ligase
Exons: 12
Coding region: 747-2831 (694 amino acids)
Biological process (GO): regulation of transcription by RNA polymerase II
Cellular component (GO): nucleus
Molecular function (GO): transcription coregulator activity
Source: RefSeq, a predicted model, not a curated record